AUGGAAGUAAAAAGCUCUGAAGAAACACGCGAUUUGAAAGGGAGGAUUUUAAUCACCGAGAAUGACAAAAUGCCUGAACUUUGCUCCAUAAGUAAUUACAGUUCAUAUUCAAAAAGGGGAAUGGGAAAAAAUCUUUCCUUGACAGUGUCGAAUCCUACAACGUGUGCGGACAAAAAGUCAAUAAUAACUGAAAAAAGUAAAGAAAAAUUUCAAGCAAUUCCACUGCAUCUUACUCAAGGCAAUGUCAGAUUCAUUCUUUCAAAAGAACCUUUGCAAAAAAUCCAAGUUAAUCCAAAAAUUCAUGAGACAACUUCAUUGGACUACGAUUCCUAUCAAGUAUUCACGGAAGUCUUGAAAAAAUACGUAAUUCUUUGCAAGAAUGCUGUAAUUUUGUGGUUCUCCAUGAUGACUUUCUCCUUAUUCUACAAUAGAAACAUUGAAAAAUGA
Leptopilina heterotoma is the source of this 447-nucleotide messenger RNA. RefSeq lists its product as uncharacterized. The transcript is spliced from 3 exons. The record is from RefSeq and is a predicted model, not a curated record. Lineage: Eukaryota; Metazoa; Arthropoda; Insecta; Hymenoptera; Figitidae. The coding region runs from base 1 to 447 and encodes 148 amino acids.